AGUAAAAAUAAACAAUUUACGUAAAUUGAAGAGCCGAUCCGCUGAAUACGUUGGAAUUUAAAUGGUAUUUGUUCGAAGUUGUGCGGAAAAGCGUUUUAGUUAUGACUGUGAAAUUAGGACACAAAAAGAAAAAGAAAUCCAUUGAUGAGCAUCUAAAGGGUCAUGUUUAUUUUGGCGUGGAUUCUGGUUUUCAUUCAGGUUCGUCGCACGAUUUCAGGAUACAUAGAAAUAGUUCAAACGAGCGACUGCAACUCCUGCAGGCUUAUGCUGACCUGCAAACAUCUGAACUCAAUCAUCGCCAUCCUGGACGUAGAAUUUACGCCAGGCCACGUCAACGACACUUUGGGAAAUACCAGUGUUACGCCCACCCUCUUCCCACCUGUACACCCCAGGGGUUGCCUCAAUCAAAGAUGUUCCGGUGUUAACCACUGUAGUUUCAUUCUAGAAGAAGACUGUCCAGGAUCUGAUUUGGGUCCAGGAACCUUAUUUGUAAAAUAUGCAUGUGUUACUGAAGACAGGAUUAAGAAGUACUGCAACAGUGAAAUAGUGCUGCCGAGCAAGUUCACAACGGGAAUAUCGGAGGGAUUCAUCCAGAAUCCCGGUUAUCCCAGGUUUUACUCGGGACAACGGGAGUGCCGCUGGAAGAUAACGGCCCCCUCCCAGCAGAGAAUCCGGCUAACCAUCCUGGAUAUAUCUGUUAUUGUGGAUAAUGUGAGUUCCGAAGAGGAAUGCACAGAUAUCCUCCAGAUCAAAGACACCGGCCAAGUGAUAUACUCAACUUGUCGCCAACAAAAUCCUCCAGCUAAGGUGAUCUCGGGGAGUGAAUCCAUUGAGGUAGUGUUGACUUCAAGGGACUACUUCAACCCACUAAGAGGUUUUUUAAUGCAUUACACUGCCGUUGGAUGUCCUAUGCCAAACCUUCCACAGGAUGGAUACUUGGUAUACAGGACCGAUGAACUAGCGAUAUUCAGUUGCUGUGUUGGAUAUUAUUUUCCUGAUACUGGUAAACGAACAAAGAGCCUUAGAUGCUUAGGUGCUUACUGGAACAUUUCACUGCCGAUUUUAGAUUGCCAGAAAGCAUCUUUACUACAAAGUAAUCAAACACAGGAAAUUAUAAUCAAAUCUACAAAGACACGCAAUAUGGUAACAGAAUUAUUAGCACCAGUAUUACUUAUUGUGGUCCUCUUUAUAAUCAAUGGUGGUAUUCUAUUUUAUAUACUCAGAGCAAGGAAAAGGCAGACCUUAGACGAGAUGAAUGACGAUGAAUUAGGACCCAUCACUUCCUCAAAUUGAUUAUGUUUGCCUUAUUAAUUUAUUUGUAUUAUAAGAUUCUAUAAUAUAUUAUUAUAAAUAAUUUUUUUAAA
Messenger RNA from Anoplophora glabripennis (Asian longhorned beetle), 1364 nucleotides. Its product is annotated as signal peptide, CUB and EGF-like domain-containing protein 2. Gene Ontology annotation, biological process: negative regulation of inflammatory response. The record is from RefSeq and is a predicted model, not a curated record. The transcript is spliced from 9 exons. Bases 163 to 1293 code for a protein of 376 amino acids. NCBI's taxonomy places the organism in Eukaryota, Metazoa, Arthropoda, Insecta, Coleoptera, Cerambycidae.